AUGCGUCUCAAUACCUCAAGCGCCUCGCUAUUUGCGCUAUCCUCUCUUUUCUGUUUCACGAGCGCAUUGCCAUUCUUUCACAAAAGAACAGUUCAAUUCGAACCUCUCGUCAAGAGGGCAUCAUAUUCUGUGGUCGCUGUAGAUGGUGGUUCGACUUCCACCGCAAAUGGGUCCCCAGCAGUGUCUCCAACAACCAUAAUAUCCACACUGAUCGAGACAAAAACCGCGGCUGCGAAGACCGUUGUGGAAACAGAUAGCGUUACACAACCAGCAGUCACCGACUACAUAGUCUCUACGAAAACGAUUGAGGGACCGGACCAUACAAACACUGUCCUUGUAACCCUCACGCCAUCUCCAAGCGCAACUACUGUCAUAUCGACGGGGUACUCAAUAAUUAAUGUCGAUUCGCCUCCCGUCACGGUCACAGUCCCAGCCUCAACUCCGAGUUCAUCAACAAGCUCUUCAUCGACGCCGGCUUCCAAAUCUUCGCAAAGCGACUCCAAAUCUGCGAUCAGUCCAACCUCCUCAACCACAUCUACAUCAACCACCAGCUCGCACACCUCUGCAUCUGCGACCUCGUCGGAAUCAACUGUCUCGACAUCUUCAUUUUCGUCGACAAUCAGCAGCAGCAGCAGCAGCAGCAGCAGUGGCAGCAGCUCCUCAAGCUCUGCUCUACAAACCCCUACUUCAACAAGUAGCUCUUCGAGCUCAAUUUCGCCCACAACCACAUCCUCUGCUACCGUUGAGACGACUUCGAGCUCGAUACUGAGCACCUCCAGCUAUAUCAGCACCUUCAGCUCAAGCUCUGUUACCUCCACAUCCUCAAAGUCGUACGAUGAUGGCCAGUGGCACACAAGCUAUGCCCCAUGUCGAAUUCGACCGCUACAGCGACUGUUGUCACACAGUCUUCUCAAACAACAUCAACGUUAA
This is a messenger RNA of Lachnellula hyalina, 930 nucleotides long. RefSeq lists its product as uncharacterized. The transcript has a single exon. The record is from RefSeq and is a predicted model, not a curated record. NCBI's taxonomy places the organism in Eukaryota, Fungi, Ascomycota, Leotiomycetes, Helotiales, Lachnaceae. Bases 1 to 930 code for a protein of 309 amino acids.